Mangifera indica (mango) is the source of this 1318-nucleotide messenger RNA. RefSeq lists its product as uncharacterized. The record is from RefSeq and is a predicted model, not a curated record. The transcript has 3 exons. The coding region runs from base 200 to 1318 and encodes 372 amino acids. NCBI's taxonomy places the organism in Eukaryota, Viridiplantae, Streptophyta, Magnoliopsida, Sapindales, Anacardiaceae.
CUGAGGUUCCACUUUCAGAAACAUCCAUAUGCUGAUCUGGAUCCUGAAAAUUUAAAGUUUAGCGGGAACUUCGCACGUGCUAGAUCUCGAAUUUCAAUCGUGCCACAUUCCCGCCUCAAUCUCCACAUCUUCUCACUGGAUUCUCCAAACUUGUUUUAUUUUCCAACCCUAGCCCUUCUCGCUCUGUACUCCACUCCUGAUGCUAAAUCACCAACCCACCACCGAGUCAUCAUCGGAAAAGGCAUGGCACGUCCUGGCUCUCCUACUCUCCCUUGGCCGACCGGCCCCGCUUGCAGAAAUCUCUUCCCGAUGCACGCUCUUCCACGCAACUCCCGACCUUAUCCACUCACUCUGUCAAAUUCCUUACUCUCCCAUUUCACUUAAGAAGGAUUUCUCUGUCACUCCCUCUGUAUCCGCCUUCAUGUCUUUCACCGAAUUCGUUGCCAAAAAUAUUGUUCUUCUAGAUUCGCUCAAGCAUCGGAUUCACUAUGGGUCCUGCUCCGACAACUUCUUGCAUGUGCUUUAUAGGAAGCGAAAACGAUAUCUAUUUGACAAUUCUGAUGACAGUGAAGUACUUUUUCCUAAGAGAAUUCGAAAUACUUCUGCUAAGGUAUUUCAUCAAAUAACUGAUGGUGUCAGCGGGAGCAUACCAAGUGGCAUGUCAAUCAUGUUAAAUCAAGUGAUGCUUGAGCCUCCCUUAUUUUUUAAACUCAGUUCUGAGCAGUUAAGUUUAAAGCUUAAGGAAGUUGGAAAAGUCGAGGGUGAAGCAGAUAAGAAUAUAUGUGCACAAAGGAUAGUGCCAAAAAGGUUAAUGAUUAGUGGGUCUAACUUGGAAUUGGAUCUUCCAAGUAAAUCGUUUUGUGAUAGGCAUUUGCAUCAAAGCAUAAGUGUUAGUGCUCUGUAUUGUCCAGAAGAUGCCAGUAGAGCUGCAAGUAUUGCAGCAAUUGAAUGUGAAAGAAGUACUGAAGGCAAGGAGGAAGAACAUUUAGUUGAGUUAGAUAGUCUGAAAAGAAAAGAAACAGUCUACCUGGAGUUAGAUACUGCUCUGAUUGAUAUCCCUCUUGAUAAAGAAUCCAAUAAAACUAGUAGUUUGAUUUCUGGUGGUACUGAGCUAAAUUUGGAUAAGGAUCUAAUUGCUGUGCAUGUCAAUGACAGGGCUAUCCCAUCAGCAACAAAGCUUCCUGUUGCCAAUAAGUUGUUGAGGAUACCAUUGUCCAAGAUUCACAGGGUUGAAAUAAAUUCAAAACAACAAGCUCUCAACAAGUCCUUAGGGCGACCUAAGGCUUUUAAACACUCCCAAAGAUCAGCUCCACUGUAA